Molecule: messenger RNA, 564 nt
Organism: Necator americanus (New World hookworm)
Lineage: Eukaryota; Metazoa; Nematoda; Chromadorea; Rhabditida; Ancylostomatidae
Exons: 5
Coding region: 1-564 (187 amino acids)
Source: RefSeq, a predicted model, not a curated record
AUGUGCGAGCCGCCGGAAGCAACUAUCACUCCAAUACGCCAGUUCCAUGACGUUUUGGUGAACUUCAUAGAGAGAAGAUCUGAGAUAUGGUCACGUCUAGCAGCUGUACCUGUCAUGGACAAGCGGCUUAAAUGUGGUCGAGUGCUCCUGGUGUCGUGCUCUCAAUAUCAGCUGCAAAACCAACUCGUUUUGUUGAUAAAGGAUUUUCUGGGAGACGGCAAACGAUCAUUUCAAGUGUUAGCGACUUGCUUAGAUUCCGAGUCAUUGCCUGAUGAUCAGAAACGAAAGAGUGACGAGUUUGCUCGGCUACCGCAAGAGGAACGUUAUUGGCUGGAAGAGUCAUGCAUCCUGGAAGGGUCGACCCGUUGGGGAAUCGAAGCAGUUGCCCCACUGGCUCUGAAUGGGCCGCGAGGACCCCGAUCAUUUCGCAUUGUCAAUGAUCUACCAAUUUCAUCGCUGCUUGGGGUCACUAAAAAAGCGAUCAAAAUAGAUGUCGCCGAAGUGUUGUCGGAAGCAAAGUCGAGAGAGAUACCACGACUUAGAAGCGCUUCAUUCAAAGACUAG